GAGAAAUGCCCCCACCAAUGUAUCCUAAAAUUACAACCCACAACUAAUCAGGCACUACUUUUUCAUAUCUUCAACAAAGAUAAGAAAAAACAGAUGCUCAUAUACACUAUGUUUUAGACUCGUCCCUUGUGAAGCCAGAAGCUUUGUGAACCAUUUUCUUCCCCCCUCUCUCUCGAUCUCAUGGAUCACACAGUCGAUGAACGCGGCCUUAAUAAGGAUCUAUACGAUGCUCUGAUUAGAGGAGAUGGAGAAAAGGUGAUUGAGCUCUGUCAAAAACUUCCAGAAGGAGCACUGCACAUAUUAACUAUACACAAUGACACAGUCCUUCACAUGGCCACUUACUCCAAACAAAAGGAUUUGGUAGUCACUUUACUUCGGGACUUGCCAAAAGAUCAUCUUCACAAGCUCACCCAUCAAAAUGACAUCGGAAACACUAUACUCCAUGAGGCAGCUACUUCCAACAGGAUUGUCCCGGCCGCCAAGGAAUUGCUGCAAAUGGCGCCAGAGUUGUUAACCAAGCGCAACAAGCGCGGCGAGACAGCUGUGUUUCGUGCAGCCAGGUAUGGGAAGAAUGAGAUGUUCGAGUUUUUAGAUGGCGAAGUCAAUAAGUUGUUUGAAACUGAAGGCGUAGAAGAAGCUCAAAAAGCCUUUUAUCAAAGGAAAGAUAAGACAACUAUACUUCACAUGUCCAUCCUCUAUGAGUAUUUUGAUUUGGCUCUUUGGAUUGCGAGGAGAUAUAAAUACCUAGUUGAUGUGCGGGAUGGAGAUCGGAUGACUGCUCUUCAACUUCUUGCAUGUAAUUCGUCAGCUUUCAUGAGUGGGAGGAAGCACAGUUCCCUCAAGCGACUCGUCUACUCUUGUGUCCAAACUCAAGAUACUGCUGCAACUGAAGAAGGUGUCCUACCUAAAGAUACUGCUGCCACUGAAGAAGUUGAAUCAGGUUAUAUAGUGCCCUUAUGGGAAGCAAUUCGGAAACGAAAACAGAGAUUUGAAUCAGCUUUGAAACUUGCCAAGUUCUUGAUUGCAAUGGAUACCUCAUGGGAGGCUACUGAAUCUGCAAUGGACCAGAGUAAGCCUAAGACCCACAAAUACGGAGUAUCCUUCCAUUCUUCCAAAGGCCAAGAACUAGAAGAGCGUGAAAAGGACCUGACAAGUAAUGAAUUGAGCACCGUAAAGACUGCAGAAACUCCAUUAUUUUUGGCUACUAAGGAAGGCAUUUUAGAGAUUGUUGAAGAAAUACUCAACACAUAUCCUCAAGCAGUCGAGCAUAUUGAUGGCGAAGGGCGUAACAUUUUACAUGUAGCUAUCAAGUAUCGCCAAAUACAUAUUUUUGAUUUUGUAGCGAAGAUGGAAAUUCCGAUGAUAAGGCUCAUAAGAAAGACUGACAACAGUGGGAACUCCAUACUGCAUAUGGUUGGAGUAAAGGCACAAGAUCAAAAAGCUGAAGAGAUGCGAAGUCCUGCUCUGAUAUUGCAAGAAGAUUUGCUCUUGUUUGAGCGCGUGCAGAACAUCUCUGCAACUCAUUUCGUCAAGCACUUCAACUCUAAAGGGCAGACUGCUGAAGUACUCUUUGCCACUAAUAAUGAUCAAUUGCGUAAGGACGCCCAAGAAUGGCUGAAGCGAACUGCUGAGAAUUGCUCUAUUGUUGCUGUGCUGAUUGCAACUGUUGCUUUUGCUGCGGCCUACACAGUACCAGGAGGUCCGAAUCAGAGUACUGGUUAUCCCCUUCUCCUUAACAAUCCUUUCUUCGUAAUUUUCACCAUGACUGAUGUACUCUCCCUCACAUUCGCUUUGACAUCCGUGAUUGCAUUUCUCUCCAUACUCACGUCACCAUUUCGGUUGAAGGACUUCAAGCAGUCUCUUCCUCAAAAACUAAUGCUUGGAGUUACUCUACUGAUUUUAUCUGUUUCAAUGAUGAUGUUGGCAUUUGCAUCCACAAUUAUCCUAAUGAUACGUAACAAGGAACAAUGGACAAGAAUUACCUUGUGCUCUGUUGCUUUCUUGCCGGUCACCAUAUUCGCAUUCUCAUACUUGCCUCUGUAUGUGUCACUCAUGGAAACUUUCAAGUACUCCCUUAAGAAAAUAGGGGAUGUUUUUCCUCGGUGUAGCAGUGCCUUUAUUCGAUCUCGGGUGGCUAAUUCAUUGGGAUUUUCUAAAUCCCAAACCAAAAUUCCCUCCAAAACUAUGCAAUCUCAAGCCACUAGCUCCACCUGUUCUACAUAUGCUUGCAAACUUCAAACCACCCAUUCCUUUGUUUGAACUCGAAUGCAAACUCAUCUUAGUACCCUCUCCAAAACACCUUAUCAAUCAUUACAUUAUUUGCUGUGUUGACUGAUUUCCUGUAUGGUUCAUAGGUGAGAUCCAUUGAGUGGUAACUAUUGUUUCCUCUUUCUAGAUUUCUACCUACCAUUAGAAAAUGAACAUGAGUGGUUUGCUUUGUUGAGUGAUUUCCUGUAUGGUUCUAAAUUUUCUUAUAAUGUUUGCUUUUAAUAUAUGUAGUGUUCUGGUUUAUUUGGUCA
This is a messenger RNA of Cornus florida, 2519 nucleotides long. Its product is annotated as ankyrin repeat-containing protein At5g02620-like. Bases 181 to 2259 code for a protein of 692 amino acids. The transcript has 6 exons. Gene Ontology annotation, molecular function: protein binding. The record is from RefSeq and is a predicted model, not a curated record. NCBI's taxonomy places the organism in Eukaryota, Viridiplantae, Streptophyta, Magnoliopsida, Cornales, Cornaceae.